Messenger RNA from Pedinophyceae sp. YPF-701, 960 nucleotides. The record is from the annotation of a GenBank genome assembly. Lineage: Eukaryota; Viridiplantae; Chlorophyta; Pedinophyceae.
AUGGCGGGCUCCCAGGUCGGAGCCGUGCUCGCCUGGCAAGGGGGCGCCACCGGGCCGAUCACGAACCGCUGGGAGCGGUCCUCGGCUGCGGUCGGGUCGGGCGUCGGCGGGGUGGCCGGCGUAGCGGGGUCCGCGCCGGGCUGGGGCCUGGGCAGCAAGGGCCGCGCGCACGUCGACCGCCCGCACUCCGAGCUCGCGAACGUCGGCUUGCCGGCGUGGUUCGGCGACGCGCAGGGCGAGGCAGCCGCGUAUCGCGGCGGGAAGAAUGUCGCCAAAGCAGCGCAGGAGAAGUCUGGGUCGCUGCAGGAGCCGGCGCUGAUCCUGCAGCGCAAGCUGGACCCGUACCUGUACCGCCGCACGGAGGCGCAGAUCGUCGGGAACCCCCCCCUGGACCCCCCCGAGUACCGGCGGCACCUCCGGGCGAUCAAUUACGUGCCCCCGCCGCCGCGGCCGGCGGGGCGGAGGGUCGUCGUGCCGCCGGAGCCCAAGCCGCAGCCGCUGCGCGGCAUCAGGAAAGUCGAUGUGCCGGAGCCGGAGACGUCCACGCGCGACUCCAUCCCGCUGCCGCCGCGGAGAGCCAAGGUCCCGGGCCAGGGCAUCACCAAGGAGAGCGGGCCCGAGAUGGAACGGAGCUUGGGCGACGAGAUGUUUCACCGGCACCGCAUCGACCUCAAGGACUUCUACGGCAAGGGCUACGCAGGCGACAAAACGGGCACGCUCGGCGCCCCGAUUCCCGUCGAGCUGGCUCAGGGCACCUUCCGCAAGGAGGUGGACCCGCCGACGUUCACGCGCUUCAUGUCGACGCUGGCGCCGCCGCCCGAAAUCUCGUGCCACGAGCGGCGGCGGCGGCACUACGAGAGAAAGGUGCUCGACGAGAAGCAGGACGACCAAAUGAAGGUCGCUGAGCUCGACAAGUGGGACGCCGCGGUGCACAAGGACGACGACGUGCCGGCGGACUGA